Messenger RNA from Thalassophryne amazonica, 1165 nucleotides. Its product is annotated as olfactomedin-like protein 3B. Lineage: Eukaryota; Metazoa; Chordata; Actinopteri; Batrachoidiformes; Batrachoididae. The transcript has a single exon. Gene Ontology annotation, biological process: signal transduction. The annotation marks the transcript as partial. The record is from RefSeq and is a predicted model, not a curated record.
UCUGCACCCUGUUUUGCAGACUGUGUGGACAUUAUCUCCAACAUCAGAUCGAUGAAGAUCCUGAAGCGAGCAGGAAGUCCCAAAGGCAUGUGGAUCCGAGACCCUCGGUCAUCUAAAGUGUACGUCUUCAAUGGGACAGCGGGAGACUUCAUUUAUCAGUUUGACUCGGUGCUGGACUUCUCCAGCUCUCUCGGACUUCACAGCCGCAGACGGAUCAGGCUUCCACAUCAGUGGGUGGGUCCCGCCAGUGCUGUUCAUAACGGAUACUUAUACUUUAUAAUGCAAGAAGCUGACACGGACAUGCAGGUGGUCAAAUAUGACCUGCUGAGUGGUUCAGUGGUGGAAACCACUAUGUUCCCUGUGGAAGAGCGUGCUGCAGUCUACACCCUGAACCCAGAGACUGCUGCAGACCUGGCAGCAGACGACGAGGGUCUGUGGCUUCUGUAUGCCGGCAGUGACAGUGAACCAUAUAUUAACCUUGCAAAGAUGGACCCUGCCACUCUGGAUAUAGAGCAAAUCUGGGACACCCAUUGCCCGCGGGACAACGCAGAGGUGGCUUUCAUCAUCUGUGGGACUGUUUAUGUGGUUUACAACACACGCCCGGCCAGCCGCUCCCGGGUUCAGUGUCUGUUUGACGUCAACGAGAUGGUGAUGAGUGAGGAAGCUCCUCUGGUCUACUUCCCCAGGAGGUAUGGCGCUCACGCCAGUCUGAAAUACAACCCUGAGGACAAACAGCUCUACGCCUGGGACGACGGCUACCAGAUCCUUUACCGGCUGACAAUGAAGAGGAAAGUCUUCAUGUAAUUUCAAAUGCAAAGCCUCAAAAAACAACGCAGAGUAGCAGUUACAUACUGUAACACCCAUAGCCUUGGGAUAGUUGGGUUUUUGUAGGCUUUAAAUAUUUUGUGAGUAAAACAUCUGAAUCAUAGUGGUGCUGGAUGUAAGCAGACAUAACUUGCACUAAAGUAUUUAUUGUAAUAAAGCUAGCUGCAUACUCCAUCAUUUGUCUGUUGAUCCAGCUUGGUAGAAGCUCCAUAACAUCACUGCUUUUGAUUAGUGGCUCAAACCUGCAGUGCCCCCAUGGGAAGGAUCAACAAGACAAUUGUGGCAUUUUUCAUCAUGCUUAUGAUCCAUUUUUCAUUGUUGUUGAUGUUUUGUUUGCAUU